Dryobates pubescens (Downy woodpecker) is the source of this 1153-nucleotide messenger RNA. RefSeq names its product collagen alpha-3(IX) chain-like. NCBI's taxonomy places the organism in Eukaryota, Metazoa, Chordata, Aves, Piciformes, Picidae. Bases 352 to 738 code for a protein of 128 amino acids. The transcript has 3 exons. The record is from RefSeq and is a predicted model, not a curated record.
UUCUGCACCAUGAGGGUGCUGGAACACAGCAACAGGUUGCCCAGGGAGGUAGUUGAGGCCUCAUCCCUGGAGACAUUGAAGUUCAGGCUCUCAAGGCUCUGAGCAGCCUGCUCUAGUGGAGGAUGUCCCUGCUGAGUGCAGGGCAGGGCUUGGACUGGGUGACCUUUGGAGAUCCCCUCCAACCCAAACCAUUCUCUGACUGCAUGCUGUGCAGUUCUCAGCUGCUCACUGCCAGCCUUGGUGGCAAUCAGCCAGGCAGAGGGGCAGUGUUGGACACACAGGUUUUGCUUGUUCUUUCCAGAGCAAAUUGCACAGCUGGCUGCUAACCUGAGGAAGCCCCUGGCUCCUGGGAUGACAGGGCGGCCUGGCCCAGCUGGGCCCCCAGGGCCGCCUGGAGCUGCAGGCAGCGUUGGGCAUCCUGGGCCUCGUGGUCCUCCUGGAUACAGAGGGCCAACAGGAGAACUGGGUGACCCUGGCCCCAGAGGUGACACUGGAGAAAAGGGAGAUAAAGGACCUGUUGGCCAAGGUAUUGAUGGGCCUGAUGGUGAUCAAGGACUUCAAGGGCCACCAGGUGUACCUGGCAUUACUAAGAAUGGUCGAGAUGGUGCCCAGGGUGAGCCUGGCCUUCCAGGGGAUCCUGGUACCCCUGGUGCCGUUGGGGCUCAGGGAACCCCAGGGAUCUGCGACACGUCGGCCUGCAUGGGAGCGGUGGGAGCGUCGACUUCCAAAAAGUCAUAGAGCAAGAGCAGGAGAGGAGAAGUGACUGAGUAUUUAAACAGAGAGUGCUUUGUAAGGGAACAGACAGAAUCCUCCUAGUGAUAAAUGGACAGAUGUUCCUUCUGUCCUAUUCAGUGGAGACAUUGACACAGUUCUAGGAAAAAGAAAGCAUCAGCUGAAAGCUUUUAAUGAGAGAUGCUUUACUUUCUCCACCCCCAGUUACUUUCACUGCUAAACAACCUCACCUUCCCUCCCUCCCUUUGUCCAAGAGACCUGCAAGAGGCAGCCCUGUUCCUUUCUGCCCUCAGUCCCCCCCUAACUGUGUACUAAAGAUCACAACUUGUCUGGAUAAACCUUUGGGCCUCGUGGGUUGAAUCCCUCGGUGCUGCUGGCACUGACCUCAGCCACGCUGGCCUGUGCACUACGAUCGGUGCUC